AUAUGUUACAAGUGGAUAAAUAUUGAUUUUUUGUUGAUUAAUCCAUUGCUUUAUUUAUAAAUACAUAUUCAGUGUAAAUGCAUACAAAAUGGAACUCUAAAUUCUUGUAUGUAGUUACCCGGAGGGUAAAAAAACUGAAGGAAUGUAAGAUGUUAUUUUACAGGUUGGUUCUGUAAUGUAAUACAGUAUUCGACAAGACGACAGUAGCAUGAAAAUUGACUGAAUUGGAGAAGAUUAUCCCGUCUCAUCAUUAAUUUGGAACAGACGAAGAGUGGAUGUUUUACAGGAAACUUCAUCAGCAAUUGAGGCACCACAUUUGCUGUGAUUUAUAAUGAAUAAGGAUAGUGUCAUUCACAGCUGGCCAGCUUCUUAUUAUACGAAGAAUGAGAAGCGAUGGACUUUGGGUGUUUUGUCCUUGACUUUGAAAUCAUUGAUGUUCCAAACAAGCAAAGAUGGGCAAAAUCUGUUCACAAUCAGGCUUUCCAACAUCGUUGACCUAAAGAAGGAAUCCUCCAGCUUUAUUUUUAGCUCUCUUACUGUUCUGGAUGAAGGAAACAUCAAGCAUUGGUUUAGUUCCUUACAGCCAAGUAGAUGUGUGGUGUUCAAUGUAAUAGAGCACUUUUGGAGAGAACAGCUACUUGCACCUGAAGGUGAAUCAACAGCUUCUGUACCUGGGCCAAGCAAAGGGAAGCAACUGAUUGGUCUUAUGUGUAACUCUCAGAAAAGACUGGAAGACACUGGCAAAAUACUGGACCAACAGAAGGAACAGUUUAAUAACAUCAUGGUGGGAUUAGACAAAAUCGAGUCUGAUUUACAUGUAGCAGACAGAUUUCUGUCAGAGUUGGAGAACCCUGCCUGGUGGCCUUUUGGUAAAUUUCCUUGGAGAAAUCAGAAGAAUGCUAAAGCCCAACAAGAACCAGAUGCUGCAUCUACUACCUGCAUUACAGAAAAGGCUUUAGGAAACCAAAACAUUAUUAUUAAAAUCCCAGUUUUAUACUCAAAAGGUGAAGAUUCAAAUCCUAAACCAGGAAGUCUAGUAGUUCUUCUGUCAUAUUUGGAGAUAACUGACUCCAGCUUUCAGCUUGUACACCAGUAUCGAAGAGAGGAAAUAGACGAUAUUCGGAUUUAUAGCCCUUACGAACUUUCUCUGAGGCAGAGAUUCAUUGGAAAGCCAGAUAUCACAUACAGACUGCUGUCUGCAAAGAUGCCAGAAGCAUUUUCUGUUCUUGAAAUGCAAUAUAAAAACAAAAUACAGUUUUUGCCCGAUUAUUCUACUUUUACAGUUCCAUUAGAGAAUUCUCCAUAUGGUAAAGAAGACAAAGUUUGGUGUUCAGGCAAGUCAAGUUGGGGAGCAUGCAUUCGUACAGUGCAUUGCUGGACCCACUACAGGGCGAAACAACUUGGGAUCCCAGUUGGCAACCCCCAGGCAGACACGCUGUCCAGUCCUACCCUCCGGAAAUGACCCUACAUCUGCUGCAGCCAGUCCAGAUUUGGCCUGUAUGUCAUCUACCAAAUUCAAAGUAAAUAUUUUUCAGGGAAUUCUUACUUUGGAUCUCUUUUGAAAUUAUUUUUGAAGUCACAAGUUCUACAAUAAUAUCAAAAAUAACAGCUGAAAGUUUUUCCAUGUAUAUACUGCAUUUUUAGAAACACACCAUUUAAAUGAAAUACUGAACAUCUGUUAUAUAGCAGCAUCUCAGAUCAUUCACUUAAGAAGCAACAUGCAAAACAUGGGUAUCUCCCAGUGAGCCUAAACUGAGAAGAUGUAAUUUAACAACACAUGUAGAAUAAACACACUUUUAAUAUCCAACCCUAAAACAAUAUCUGAAGUUGCAUACAUUGAAACCACUUAAACAUGGGGAGAAAAUUCAUACUCCAUAUAUAGACACUGAUCAGGCUAGCAAUUAAAAAUUAUCUCAUGAGGCUGUGUAAUAAUGAUAAUAAUAAUAACGAUACAUUUUGUUUAUGUAGCACCUUCUGAAUGUUAGAAGCAUUUCAUAAACUGUGAAAGGAAUACAAUAGAAAUAAAAGCAAAGGUAAUAUUAAUAACAAUAUAACUAAUAACAACAUUUAUAAAUAUUUAAAAGUUAAAGAUCUAAAUUAGAUUAAGAGAUAAGCAGUAAAAAGAGAAGAAAGCUAUGAACAAAUAACAGAAUUUUUGUAUAAUUACAUGUAGGGAUUUAAAUGUAGAUGUUAUAAUCACCUACAGUGCUAAGCAACAAUGAAUCAGAUAAGAGUGGAUUUUGUUAUCAGUUUUCAAGCCAAGUGCUGGACUACAUUGACUAUUUAAUGACCAUUCAUUUGCUGUUUAAUUCAGAUCUGACAGUCCUAUCCUGACAUCUGUGAAUGCUGCAAAGUAAAUAGACCAGACCGGAGUUGCAUCACUUACUGUAGAGAUGCAAAUUUCUUAAGGUUUUCUUUGUUCAUGUUUUUGCAAAACUGCAAUGUUGUAAAAGAUUGCUACUGUCCGUCAAUUUGCUAUCAAUGAAGUUCUAUGACACCACAGCGCCCAUGUUGAUGCAUCGGUACUAAUAAUCUGAUUAAAAACUAAAUGCAUAUGUGUAACGUUGGCUCGGUUGAUAACUUUGACUGCAUGCUAAACAUUUGCUUAAUCUGUCACUACAAAGGUGCCAUCAUCAACCAAGUAAUAUCUGUGUGACUAUAAUGUUAAAUUGAUUAAAUUCCUACCUUUUUUGGGUGUAUAGAGAGAACAUUUUUACAGCCUAAAUACUGACUGAAUUAAAAGUGUGAGUUGGUAGGGUGGUGAAUUUAUUACAUCACCUGCAUUACUUUUUUCGUGCAUACAUAUCAUUUUAAAUCUACUUGGUUGUGUUUUUCAAACUAAUGUGUAGCAUGUUUUAAUUUAAGCACCUUUUUAAAAUUUUAUUGGAAAUAACAUUCUUUACAAUCACGUCGAAUUUAUUCAACAAAGAAAAAAAUUCCAUACAAUCCAGUCGACUUGACAAAACAAAAUUCACCCCUCACCCAACAUUUAAGUGACUUGUAAUUGUAGUUUAUUGAAAGUUGUCUGCCAUUUACUGACAAAGGACCAUCAUUGUCUGAUAGGUAAUUGUGGCUAAUGAAAUCCACAGAGUACGUCAUUACCAAGUGAUGAGGCUUUGGUAUUUGCUCUGAUUUCUAGAAAGGAAAACUGAUUGAUUCAUGACAUGACCAAUGAAAUCCACAGAUUCAGAUGCCAGCAGUGAUGAGUACUUUACUUGUACAUGUACAUGAAUCCAUACUUAUUCCGAACCAAAUUUACGGCUGUGCAGUUUUGAAUAAUAUUUAAUAUUUAUACUGCAACAACAUACUUGCAUGUGCUUUGACUAGUGUGGUGAAUAAUUAAUAUUAGAAAAAGUAGCUUAAUGUUAAUUUUUUUUCUCAUUUUCAUUUAGUUCUAAUUUUCAGACAUUUUGUCAUUUUUUUAUUUUAGUUUUAAUUUAGUGAAAGGGUUAUUUUUUUGUUGAUGACAUGUUUAAUUUUCCUUUUUGCUAACGGAAAUAACACUGCUAAUACCUCUCAUUGUGCAAAAUAUUCACACACACUGAACAAAAUUACUAACGAUCUGUGACAGACGAUCAGGGACCUUGCCCUACUGGGUCACCUGGAGGAAGGAUGGACCAGGAGAGCUGCACUAUACUUUCCUGGGCGCCUGGACGGUCCUUGAACCCUGAAGGACAGCGCUUCCACUACACGAGGACGUGCUGCCGGAGCAGGCAUGGUGUGUGUCCGGAUGCAAGGACAGCACUUCCACCACACUGGGGAAUGCUGCUGGAAGUUCGUUAUUGUACACCUGGAGCACAUCUGGGGCAAGAUAAAAGGGGCCGCCUCACUCCAUUCAGGGAGCUGGAGACGGGUGGAAGAAGACGGAGUUUGCAAGGAGUGGAGUGGAGGCGGCUGAAAGGACCAAGGACUGAGCUUCUUCUUCUUCUUUCGGCUCCUCCUGUUAGGGGUC
Molecule: messenger RNA, 3952 nt
Organism: Polypterus senegalus (gray bichir)
Lineage: Eukaryota; Metazoa; Chordata; Cladistia; Polypteriformes; Polypteridae
Gene: snap47
Product: synaptosome associated protein 47
Exons: 4
Coding region: 332-1462 (376 amino acids)
Biological process (GO): synaptic vesicle fusion to presynaptic active zone membrane; synaptic vesicle priming; exocytosis
Cellular component (GO): plasma membrane; SNARE complex
Molecular function (GO): SNAP receptor activity; syntaxin binding
Source: RefSeq, a predicted model, not a curated record